Messenger RNA from Ctenopharyngodon idella (grass carp), 4107 nucleotides. It is a transcript of the gene fbxo32, whose product is annotated as F-box protein 32. NCBI's taxonomy places the organism in Eukaryota, Metazoa, Chordata, Actinopteri, Cypriniformes, Xenocyprididae. The record is from RefSeq and is a predicted model, not a curated record. Gene Ontology annotation, biological process: protein ubiquitination. The transcript is spliced from 11 exons. Gene Ontology annotation, cellular component: cytoplasm; SCF ubiquitin ligase complex; nucleus. The coding region runs from base 168 to 1238 and encodes 356 amino acids. Gene Ontology annotation, molecular function: protein binding.
AUUCUCCUCCUGACAAUAUAAAUACAGCUGCGCACUUUUAUCAUCAGAGACGCGUUCACAGCAUUAUUUAACAUAGCAGCCAACACGCGAGAAAAUCACUUUAACAACUUCUCAAGUUUAACACUACCAAGUUUUCCUUCGUAAUCACUGGUUUUCAUAUCUUGACAAUGCCGUUUCUUGGACAAGACUGGCGGUCUCCUGGUCAAAGCUGGGUGAAAACGGAGGACGGCUGGAAAAAAACGAUCAAAGAUGAAAACGAGACGAAUAACAAUGUUUCAGAACGGAAGAGCUACUGCAAGGAAGAACAUGACAAGGAGAAUUUGAUCCUCAGCAUUAAUUAUGAUGUGGCUGCAAAGAAGAGAAAGAAGGACUUGCUAAACAACAACACAAAGAUUCCUUAUUUUUACAAAGACAAAUGGAUUUACGUCCACAAAGGAAGCACCAAAGAGCGACAUGGAUAUUGUACUCUGGGAGAAGCAUUUAAUCGCUUGGAUUUCUGCAGUGCCAUCAAAGACACCAGGCGAUUCAAUUAUGUCGUACGGCUGCUGGAGCUGAUCGCCAAGUCCCAACUGCCUUCGCUGAGUGGAGUGGCACAGAAAAACUACAUGAACAUUCUGGAAAGGGUUGUGCAGAAAGUUCUUGAGGAUCAGCAAAAUGUUCGACCAAUUAAAGAACUGCUGCAGACACUAUAUGCGUCGUUGUGCAGUCUGGUUCAGGACAUGGGCAAGUCUGUCCUGGUGGGCAACAUCAACAUCUGGGUGCACCGCAUGGAGAACAUACUACAGUGGCAACAGCAGCUUGACAAUAUUCAGAUCAACAGGCCUACAAACACAGGGAUGACAUUCCUUGAUCUGCCGGCUAGCUUACAACUGAAUAUCAUGCACCGUCUUUCAGACGGACGAGAUCUGGUUAGCCUGGGUCAAGUAUGCCCUGACCUAAGUGUGCUGACAGAAGAUCGGCUGUUGUGGAAGAAGCUCUGCCAGUAUCACUUUGCAGACAGACAGAUCCGCAAGCGCCUAAUAGUGUCAGAUAAAGGACAAUUGGAAUGGAAAAAGAUGUACUUUAAGUUGUGCCGGUGCUACCCUCACAAAGAACAGUACACUGACACGUUACAGUUCUGCACACAUUGCCACAUCCUGUUCUGGAAGGAUACAGACCAUCCUUGCACUGCCAAUAACCCAGAGAGCUGCUGCAAGCCUGUCUCUCCACAGGGUUUCAUCAACCUUUUCAAAUUCUAGGGGGCGCUGCAUUGCUGCCAUGUACAUAGUGUCAAUAGUGCAAAGGAUUCCUGGAUGACUUGAGGCAGGGAAAAGAUGGGGUGGCAUUAGAAGCAAGUGUCAUAAUGUUUUGUGGAGAAGUUUAGAAACUGAAUGUACUCGAGAAAUAUGCGAGAUGAGAAACUAAAAAGCUGUUUUGGCGGAAAAUAUGCUCCAUUUAUUUAAAAAGGAUUUAUUUAUAUUUAUUUAGCAUGGAUCUUGUUUACUCAAAGUUACAUUAAAGGUUAGAAAAAGGAUAUUUAAAAUGAUCCUAACUGCAUAAAAAGUUGCCCUUGUGCUGUCAGGAUGCCCUGGUUUCUUCUGUGAAUGUAAUAUAGGUUUGAGUUUUGGCAACACAAACAUUUGAGUUUCAGAUAGCAUAUUGGUGCUUUAGCGAGUGCAUGUAAUGGGAAUGUUUACCAAAAUGGCCUUAACACUGGUGUGCAAUACUUUUUUUCUAAGUAAUUUUUUUUCCACUUUUAUACAUUUGAUAUUUUCAGUGGUUUGCGAUUUAAACAUGCUUGUUUUUCGAAACAAUAAAUACAUGAUUAUGUUGUAAGCUGUUGUGAAGCAUAAACUCAUCCAAGGUGCCUUAUUGUGAGUGGUCAAAAGCAACUUCAAAAGAUGUUUGUCUUUCAUUUGCAGAUGGUUCUUUCCGAAUAAAACUUCUGAAUGGUAUUCAGAUUUAUAUGUGAAUCGAUGAAUAAAAUAUUUGUAUAGAUUUACAAUAAUUCAUCAACUCUUGCAUGGUUUAUUUUUUCUGUUUACUAUAUUAUUUUGGGUUUUGGAAGAUAAAAUAUAUAUAUGUAUAUCUAGCCUAUGUACACACACACAAACAAGUCCAAGUUGAUGAAAUAAACCACAACCACAUCUAUCAUUGCCUUGCAAGAUUUUUAGUGCCAUCUUGUGUACAAGUGUUUUUUUUCUAGUGGUGACUGGUUUUGUUAAACCAUAGAUGUGGUCUACAAAUAUUUGUAAUAUUGUGUUCUCGAAUUUACUUAAAGCAACAAUGACCGCAUCACAUGCACAAAGUACUAAAUCUGCACCAAAAAUUUAUAAAUAUUUUUUUGAUUAGCUUUGUUGUUGAAUUAUGCAUUCAUAUUUUGACAUUAAAAUCUCAUGAUAUAUUGUGCUCUCCUAUGGAUCAUAUAAAUAUCAACCAAUUUUAUGCAGCAUAGUUACAAGACUGUAACAAGACAUUAUCAGCAGUAAACGGCAUAAUUAACAAAUACUAACCCUUAACUCAUGGAAUCUGUAUCCACUGUGCAUAUUUUGUGUAUUCAAAUAAAUAUACAUCACAGAAAAUCUAGCAUUAAAAUACAAAAAUUGAAAUUUUCUAAAAUUGUUUUAUUUCUUGAAAAGCAAUAAAUUCCAGAUCCUCCACACAGAAUUUUUUUUAAAAAAAAACAGGGUUUGGGGUAGGAUUAAAAGAACAAAUGGCAUUUAUGAUACUUUAUUAGUAUAUUAUGCAUGACUCAUUUGCCCCUUAACAAAAAAAAAAACAUGCUUUAAAAUUAAAUGAGAAAACUAUAUGCACCACUUAUGAAGUCUGUGUAGACUUUCUGAAAAAAUGAAAAUUCUGUCAUUAAUUACUCACCCUCAUGUCGUUCCAAACCCGUAAGAUAUUCGUUCAUCUUCAGAAAACAAAUGCAGAUUUUUUUAAUGAAAUCUAAGAGCUUUAUGUCCCUUCAUUGACAGCCUACGCAACUACCACUUUCAAGCCCCAGAAAGGUAGUGAUAUCAUUAAAGUAAUCCAUGUGACUCCAGUGGUUUAACCUCAAUUUUAAGAAGCAAUGCGAGUGCUGUGUUUGCGGGAAAAAACAACCUGAUCUCGCAGCAAUUCGUACGUAUUUUAUGAGGUGGCUAAUUCGUACGAAUUCGUACAUUUUUUGCGAAAUUGUACGUAUUUUACGAGUUGGCAAAUUCGUAUGAAUGACCUACCCCUAACCCCGCCCCUAAACCUACCCUUCACUGGGGUUUAGACAAAUCAUAUGAAUUCGUACGAGUGGCGUCGUACAAAUUAGCCACCUCGUAAAAUACAUACGAAUUUCUUGUGAGAUAGCAUUGGAAAAAAUACAUAUUUUAGCACUUUAUUUACAGAAUAUUAACCUCCGUCGCGCGUUCACUCAUCAAUGUCUGCUCUCGCGCAUGUGUGUUGUGCUCUCGCACAUUCGGGUCUGCUCUCGCUUCAACACAACACCAACACACGUGCGUCGUGAUACUCUCAUGAACGUGCGUUGGAGAUUCAUAUUUUGUAAAUAAAGUGAACGAAAUUCGUACGGGUUUGGGACGACGAGGCUGAGUAAGUAAUGACAGAAUUUUCAUUUUUGAGUGAACUAACCCUUUAAUUAACUUUCUCUUUAACAAAAUCAUUGCUGAAAACAUUAAAAAUAGAUUCCUGAAACUCAUCUGGGAUUUCUAGAUGACUCGAUUACAAACCUUUAAGAUUGUUUACUUCUGCUUGGGCAGUGUUUCAUCAUUGGGGAAGAAAGGCUGACAUGUUUUUUUCCAGCGGAGGAGUUUUACGCAAUGUCAAAUAAACAAUUAAAACAAUAUUUGGGCUUUCUCAGUAAGUGUAUGACUGGGAUUUUAGUUCAAAAGAUGUCCAACUACUUGUACCGAUCCCGUACAAUCACGGCGUAUGAAUCACAGGUUAUCACAUCGCAGGCCACGGACGUGCAGAAAGCCUCCAAGAUGAUGCAGAUUGUCAUUAAAAAAGGUCAAAGUGCAUGCGACUCAUUCCUCAGAUGCCUCGGAAUUUGUGAUCCGGGAUUGUAUGAGAAUGUUACAGGACAUCCAGCACAAUUUAGUCUUGAGGACCAUCAACAUAUAGAGGAAAUUCCUUUCUCAG